Messenger RNA from Orussus abietinus, 1983 nucleotides. RefSeq lists its product as uncharacterized. Lineage: Eukaryota; Metazoa; Arthropoda; Insecta; Hymenoptera; Orussidae. Gene Ontology annotation, cellular component: site of double-strand break. The record is from RefSeq and is a predicted model, not a curated record. Gene Ontology annotation, biological process: DNA double-strand break processing involved in repair via single-strand annealing; double-strand break repair via homologous recombination. Gene Ontology annotation, molecular function: single-stranded DNA binding; double-strand/single-strand DNA junction binding; flap-structured DNA binding.
AACAAGGCCGAACAAGGUUGGUUUGCGGUGUAUGGGAGACCUAACCUCACCCUCGCCGGAGACGAUGGAGUCACCACGCUGGAGCCGCGUCGACGUCGCCCUCGACGGGUCGGCUUCCAAGGCGACGGAUCUCUUUGCGAGGACCCUUAGCGAUGCCUUCGACCAGUACCGAGAUGUUUGGAAAAGUUACUUAGCUUUGUUAAAGAGAUAUGAAGAUCUACAAAUGAAAUUUUCAGUAGUGGAGUCUCAGCUGAAUGAAUUGACACGGUCAAAACACAAAUUCAUGGGUGAGAACGAUUUGAAAAAGAAUGCCUGUCCAGCUUGUGCACACGUUCCGGUGGAUUCUCUUGCGAGAAUGGGUGGGAAUAUGAAAGAGGAAAUAGCGUCAAAAUCUGACAAAUUUGACGAUGUUAUGACAGAGUUGAAUUGUUCCAAUAUUCCGCAAUGGCACAAUCUGCCAAUCGAGAAGGUGGGAUCUCACAUUCCGAGCAGUCCUAUCCUUUGUAAUCCGCUUAAAAGAAGAAAAAGUGGCCUGUCUGGUGAAACUAAGUCACUAGAUGGCGAUAACGAGAAUGUACCAAAAGAAGAGCUUGAUUCUUCCACUGCGGGCUCCUUUUCAUCUGCAAGUAAAUCUGCACAAGCAUCGACUGUCUUGAAAGCCGUUGAAAACACUUUGUUAUCUUUAAGAACAAAACGGUCACCUAAAGAGCAAAGCUGUAAUACUUCUACCAAACUAAGCUUUAGCAAAUACCAUUGCAUUAGUGAUAUGGUGCUCACAGGGAAAAAGAGACUAAAACAAAGUAAACUUAUAUUUCAACCCAUGGAGCCAAAAACAGAUCUCAGUCUUCCUGACGUUUCGCAUAGAGAUUCGUCCAUGAAGGAUAAGAAUAAGUAUGUUCACGAGAUUACAUUAGAUGGUACCCAAGAUAUCUGUGAUAAAACUAGUGCAAAGAAACAACCGGAAACCAUGUUUUGCCCCGGGAGUGACAACGAAGCAACCUGUGAUGACAUUGUGGAUGUAAGUUUAAUCACUACGGCGCUACCCUCCAGAACAAAACAUAAAUUGAUGUUGAAAACCAACGCGACGCGGAAGCGGAUUGAUAGCAAUGAUUCUGUAUCGGAUAAGAAUUUAUUUGAUGAUAAUACUAUUGGGACAAACUUUAAGCCUAAUGCCGAAUCGACACAAUUGAAAUCAGUAUUCGCUACUAAUUCCGUACGUCAGGAGAAACCGUUUCGACUAUAUUCUGAUACCAGUAAAAAAAAGAAAAGUCGUUUAAACAACGACCCCUUCAAGAUUUCAAACCUUGUAUCGGAGGAAGUGCCAAGUAAAUUUGACAAUUGUACAGAUACGAAGAUGCCUUUUGAUAAGGUGCUACAGGAAUCAAAUAACCGUGCUUCAGUGAGGAGGGAUCUGAACGAUAGUUUCAACAUAAUUCCUGAGAAAAUCUCAAAGAUUCCAUACGCCCACAAAAGUAAGCCAGUUAGGAACAAAGCUGAGAGAGCGAAAUUAGCCGGAAACUCUUGCUGGGAGUGUGAAAAGUACUACAACGACAUGGGGCUUGAUCCAGAUGAACUGCAAGCACGUAAAAAUCAGUGUUCUCGCCACAGGGAGAAAUUCCAGGAACGGUGCAACACUCCAACGGAUUUUUGGAAUCCGGUGUUCUCGGACACUUUGCAGUCAACUUUCCAGAAUUGACUCGGCCAAGGCGGCCUCGUCGGCUUUCUGGAAACAAUUCUGCGAGCAAUCUGUAAAUACUUCGGCUCCGCUGUAAACGUGAAACGUGCUCGACGUCCUCGAUGAAUAAUAAUUCCGUGGCAGCCUAAUUGAACGCUGUCGCAAGCUGUAAUUCAAGGGGAAAAUUGCUCGGCGAGAAUAAAUGGAGUAUAAACAGAGAUGAGUUGGGAGAUUGCUCACGGGCAGGGUCGUGUGAUUGCAUCGUGUGCUGCCCUCUGAUUUCGUACGUUAGCUUUCACCGUUUUUUG